AUGCUAGCCGGUAACGCCGUUGGACCAUUCAUCUCAUCCGAGCUCAUGAGCUCCCAUUCACCCUGGGUUCCAGCUCUUCUAAGCCUCUGUAUGUGGCCGAUCGCCAUUUCACUCCUGUCAUUCGUACCAGAGACUCUAUCCAAUCCGAAAAAGACCACCAUCGCCGCGAUAGAUCGCGCCCCACUGGGACUAGAGCCUAUAACGAUAAAAUCGCACGUGUCACAGUCCUUCAGACUCUACAAAGCCUCUGUCGCAUCUCUACGCUCUCCCUCGAUUAUUAUUAUCAUCGCCAUUAACCUUAUAGAGAUGCCGGAGUACUUCGCCACCUCACAGUUUCUAACGCAGUUCAUCAGCAAACGUUUUCAGUGGUCCUUCGCUAGUGCGGGGUACCUCAUUGCUAUGCGAGGAAUAAUCCAAAUGACCGUGUUAUUGGUAACACUUCCGCUUUUAUCAAGACUUUUGUUGCGAUGGCAGAGACCGAAUGCGAGAGAUCUCACACUUGCACGGUUCUCGGCUGCUUUUGCUGCUGCGGGGGCUCUUUGGAUGGCUUCGUCGCAGGUGGAUGUUGUUGUUGCGGGAUUGGCGUUGCAGAGUUUGGGUGGUGGUAUGGGACCCCUGUGUCGUUCUUUGGCUUUGACCUAUGUACCAGCGUCUGAGACCUCGAGGUUGAUGACGUUGAUUGGGAUUGUGGGGACUUCAGGCUCGUUGUUUGGGGGGCCAGUGUUUACUUGGCUGUUCGGGGUAGGCUUGGAAAGAGGCGGUGUGUUAGUCGGACUUCCAUAUUUUGGUCUGGCAGGGGCGUUUAUCUUGUGUCUUGUUGGAUUACUUUUUGUCCGCGCGCCUUUGUCAAGGGAGGAAGAUGACGCUGAUUUGAUCGGUAUAGAUGAUGGCAUGUCAGUUGGAUGUUGA
Penicillium odoratum is the source of this 909-nucleotide messenger RNA. RefSeq lists its product as uncharacterized. Gene Ontology annotation, molecular function: transmembrane transporter activity. The record is from RefSeq and is a predicted model, not a curated record. Gene Ontology annotation, cellular component: membrane. NCBI's taxonomy places the organism in Eukaryota, Fungi, Ascomycota, Eurotiomycetes, Eurotiales, Aspergillaceae. Gene Ontology annotation, biological process: transmembrane transport. The transcript has a single exon. The coding region runs from base 1 to 909 and encodes 302 amino acids.